AUGUUGCAACCUUCUCGAAAAGCAGCUAAUGGUCUCCUUGUUCUUUCUCUCACAUGCCUUGUUGUAAUGGUGAUAUUGGUGGUUUGUGGGAUUCCUUACUCAGCCGUCCUGGGUGACAGGACUUGCUUUGGAGUCUCUUCAUCUGAUAUUUCAGUGUGUGGAGGAAAGGGUCUGUGUGGAAGCAAUGACAGUUGCACUUGCUUUGAUUUUUCACCCAACAAUACACUUUAUUCACACCCAAACACUGCAGGAUAUUCGAACUCUCUUUCUUCGACAGGUAUUCCUCGUUCAAUGCUUGUUUCUACAGAUGAGACGCUCAUGAUCGUCAUACGAAAAGAUGGCCUUUUAAUCAAAGAUGAAUUUGAAGAAGAUUAUUUGAUAAGUUCGAAUGACGCAAAUGGUCAAGUUUUUGACGAACUUAUUCUCAAUACAGAUGGAUCGCUUGAACUGAAAGGACCAGGGUUUAAUCUCGCCAUUUUUGAUCCAUGUAUAGGAGGAACACCUCCCUAUCGGUUGAUUCUAGGAGAUACACAUUUUACCAUCUAUGAUUCGUUGAUGAACAUAUGUCAAACAAGUUUGGAUGAUGAACUCCCCAUAAGUGUGAAUGUGAAAUAUGGUGGUCCUCAAUGUUCAGAACCCAUCUGCUAUGGAAUUAAUGGAGGAAACUCAAGUGCUUGCGAAGGACAUGGUAGUUGCUCAGAACCAAACUCUUGCUCGUGUUUCACUGGAUACUAUGGAGAGAAGUGUCAAUAUUUUAGAUGCAAUGGAAUUCCUUCUGACUCCCCAUUGGCCUGUUCAUCGAAUGGCAAUUGCACAGCUCUAAAUCAGUGUGACUGUUUUGAGGGAUUCUUUGGCUCCCAAUGCCAAAACUUUCAAUGUUUUAAUGUUUCCAACAUCAAUGAGACUGUAUGUUCUGGACAUGGCACCUGUGUAAAAACAAAUCAAUGCAAUUGCACUCCAUCCAAUCAGUAUUUUGGAGAACAGUGUGAAAUAACAUCGUGUUUUUCAAUCAUGUCCAAUUCCACCAACCCAAAACCAUGUUCUGGCCAUGGCAAGUGUUUUGCAUUUAACAAUUGUUCCUGUGACUCUUCUGACUAUUUUGGUUCACAAUGUGAUCAGUUCAAUUGCUUUAACAUUCAUAAGGACAGUAGCUCGGUAUGUAGUGAAAAAGGAACCUGUACAGGUCCCAAUCGUUGCACUUGUUUGAAUGGCUAUUAUGGAGAUCGAUGUCAAUUCUUUGAUUGCUAUGGAACACUCUUUUCGAAUGAAUCUGCAUGUAGUGGCCAGGGAACCUGUUCAGGUCCAAAUCAUUGCACUUGUUUGAAUGGCUAUUAUGGAGAUCGAUGUCAAUUCUUUGAUUGCUAUGGAACACUCUUUUCGAAUGAAUCUACAUGUAGUGGAAAAGGAACUUGUACAGACCCCAAUCAUUGCAUUUGUGUGAAUGUGGCUUACGGAGCCUGUCCAUCGCCAAACAGUUGUAGUUGUCUACCAAAUUAUUGGGGAGAAAAAUGUCAAGAAUUCCAAUGUUUUGGUAUUCAUCUGAACUCUUCUUCUGUUUGUAAUGGAAAGGGACGUUGUAUUGAUUAUAAUAUUUGCAGUUGUAUCACUGGCUUUGAAGGAGUCGACUGCUCUGUGAAUUCGAACUCGAUAUCCUUAUUUGCUGAAAAAACAGAAUACUUUAUUUCGAGUAGAAACAAAACAAUUGUAUGGAAUGGUCAUGUCAUCAUUGACAACACGACAGAAGUCCUGAAUGAAACUAUUGUUCUCAUGAUUCAGUGUAUGAAUUGUACUGGCACACACGAAAUUACAACUCUAGUCAGUACUCUCUCGAACAAAGAUACAAAGAUAUUCAAUCUCUCCUUGUUUAACAUUUCAACUGCUGGGAGGUAUAGAUUUGUCAUGAAUGCAACUCUCUUCAACAACUAUUCAUCUUAUAGAUAUUGGAAGACAAGAAUUGUCGAAUUUUAUGUCACCUUUUUAGGAGAUCCAACACUAGUCCUGUAUGGUUUACCUCAUGCAUUGGUCGCAAAUGUCGAACAAUCUUUUCAGGUCAUACUUUCAGGUGUGAAAUUUCCUCAAAGAUGUGAAGAAAUUCCCAACCAUUUCCUUGGAACGAACAAGGUAAUGAAUAAUGCCUCACAGUUGGUUUCAUUCUCAUUAGAACUUUUAGACUUUUCGAAUAAUGAAACUCAAUGUUCGACCUCUGGAAAGACAUUUGCUUCUGGAACUCUUCUUGAAGAAGGAUCUUACACAACUUCGAUGCUUUCUCCGGUCAUUGUAUUGCAAUGUACCUUGGUGUCUAAAGGAGCAUCCAUGUCACCACUCUCUCUGAAGGUUGUGCUCACCAACGAUAUGGAUACGGCAGAUACUCUACAGUUCAGUUAUGACAUACCAUUGCUAAAAUUUGCUUUCGGAUUUGUUUGGAAGGAUUCACAGACUUCAAAGAAUGCCAGAUUGACACCUUUUUCACUUCAGUAUGAAAAUGUCACAUUCGCUCUACCAUUUACUUUCUAUCAAGGAUCAAACCUUAAAGAACUAUUAGAUAUUGUAGUAUUUAUGCGAGAUGCUUUCUCCAAUGAAUACCCUCAAAUUAUUGGUCAAGUGGAGAUUUACCCAAACACCAACGUCAACAAUUUGGCUGAGAAAGUGAAAAAUAAUAAGAUUUUGGCAUUGGCUGCCACAUAUGAUCGUUCAAUUCUCUCCUCUCAAACAUCCAGCAAUGCUUCUCUUGAAAUCACCCUUUACGCUCUUCAACAGUUAAACCUCUCCGCUCUUAAUAAGGAUAAUUCAGAAUCCUUACAAUCACUAACACUUCUUUCAGAACAAACCUUAAUAGAGCAUCGCAUUGCUUCUGCAAUCACUGAUAAGCUUGAUCAAUUCCUAAGUGAAAUGAAACAAGUCUAUACGAAUGAAAAGAUGAAUUUGGGUUUUGUUCAAAACAAGGCAGAUAAGGAUUUACAAUCUACUCUCGAACUCGUGUCCAAUUUAAUGAAGAAUGGAUUUUUCAAGGAUGAAAUUGUAGAACUUUGUCAACAAAUUUCAACCAUUGCACAAAUUGGAGAGAACCCAACAUUGCUCCGUUCUGAUUCUUCAAACAUACCAAAGUUUUUAUUCUCUGAACUUGUGAACAUUUCAGUGAUGAGCUUCAUACCGGAUGUUUCUCUUCAAAAUUAUUCAAAGAAUACAUUCCUGCAAGAUGUAGAGUUCAAUAUUCCAAAUAUUCUCUCAAAAUAUCAUGGUUUCUCCCAGGAAAUUGGCAUCAAGUUGGUCUCCUUUGAAGAGGGAGUGAAAACUCUCCAACACGACCAAAAUCAACUCAUUUCACCAGUGAAAGAUUUCUCCUUCUCAAGGAAUAUGAAAGAUCUUGAUUUACGGGAUUUGUCAGAGCCAGUAGUGUUAUCCUUUACCAUUCAAAAUCAAGCAUUGGAUCUCAAUAUUUCACAACUGUCAUGUCGAUAUUGGAAUGAAACGACCGAAUCAUGGAAAACGAAUGGAUGCGUGCUGCUGAAGGUGGUGAAUGAACCUCGUCAAGUAUUUUGCUCGUGCAAUCACACGACCAUGUUCUCUGUGUUCUUGCAUCAUGACAAUUCCUCGAUUAUGGAAGAACCUAUUCGACAAGAAUUCUUGGCGACAUUAUUUAUUGGACAAAUAACAGUGGGAGCUGUGUAUUUCCUUGUUUCAUUAGUAAUACUGAUUGCACUAUUCAUCUUUCGAUCGGAACAACCUGUCAAGAGUCGAUUAUUCACUCCCUAUGUUGGAAUGAUCAGCUUGAUGAUUCAAAGUAUUUUAAUUUCUAUGACUCAGAAAGGAGUUCUAUUGUCAACCGUGCAAGAGAACAUUUCAACUCAAUCAAGUGUUGCAAAGUGGGAGGGCCCAUUACAAAGCGCCAAUAUUCUUGGUAAUGUAGUCAUGAUUAUUUCAAAUACUUUUAGCAUUACUGCCAUUGUGUUUUAUUUGCUUCAAGUGAGACUCGAUUCCAAUUAUUGA
This is a messenger RNA of Naegleria fowleri, 3987 nucleotides long. RefSeq lists its product as uncharacterized. Bases 1 to 3987 code for a protein of 1328 amino acids. The transcript has 3 exons. The record is from RefSeq and is a predicted model, not a curated record. NCBI's taxonomy places the organism in Eukaryota, Heterolobosea, Eutetramitea, Acrasida, Naegleriidae.